AUCAACGUCACCCCCUCAUUUCCCCCUACUUCCCUUUCACCGCCAACCUUUCUAUCUACAACAACCACAACUUCAACCACAGCUACAACUACCACCUAACUAAACUACUCUUACAGCAGUCUGAACAAACACAGCACCAAGCACGCCUCAACAAACCCAAACCCACACCCACACCCACACCCAAACCCCACAACCUAACACCAACGCAACCCAACCUCUAGAUCCCACCCAGCAACCCCCUCCAUCCAGUUCAUCACCGACCUCACUUCAACAAACACCAACCCCCCUUCUCGCCCCACCACUCUUCUCACCCAAACCUUCCAAAAAUGAACAUCCUCCACUCAACCCUAAGCACCUGGCGCGACCGCCUAGCCCCAAUCUCCCGCACCUCCACCUUCCGGACGACGGGCCAAAUCACCCCCGAGGAGUUCGUGCUCGCCGGCGACUACCUGGUCUACAAGUUCCCGUCGUGGGCGUGGGCGGACGCCUCGUCGCCCGGCAAACGCGUCUCCUACCUACCGGCCGGCAAACAGUUCCUGGUGACGCGGGGCGUGCCGUGCCACCGGCGGUUGAACGAUGAUUUCGCGGGGGAUGCGGGGCGGGAGGAGGAGAUUGUUCGGGAUAUGCUGUUUGGGGACGGGGAGGAUGCCGCAGGUGAUGAUGAGGAAGGGUGGUUGAGGACUGGUGGUGGUGGUGCUUCCUCCUCAUCACCAGCUCAGGGCGGUACCGCUGCCGGAGGAAGGAUAGGGGAUAUCCGCACCGUCGACGAAGCGGGGAACGUCGCGGACCAUGCCGAUCAAGAGGAAGAGGAGGAAGACGAAGAUGAUAUCCCCGACAUGGAGGAUGAGGAUGACGAUGAGGAGGCGAUUAUCCGGGAGCCCGUGGGGAAGAGCUCGGGGCUUUCGACACCAACAAGAACCUACAACCUCUACAUCACCUACAGCAACUUCUACCGCACCCCGCGCCUCUACCUAUCGGGCUACCUCUCGCCCUCGGAACCCCUCCCGCCCCCGCUCAUGAUGGAGGACAUCGUCGGCGACUACAAGGACAAGACCGUCACGCUCGAAGAUUUCCCCUGGUUUGACGGCAACGUCAAAAUGGCCACCGUGCACCCCUGCCGCCACGCCUCGGUCAUGAAGACCCUCCUCGACCGCGCGGACGCCGCGCUGAAGAUCCGGCGCGAGAAGCUGCGCGCUGCCGCCCAGAAACAACAGCAUGACGCCAGGGUGGAAGGGCUCGUUGAUCCCGUGCGCGGGCUUUCGGUCCACGAUUCCUCCCCAAAGGCGGAGAAACACGGCGAUGAGUGGGAGGUGCUGCAGCAUGAUCAUCACGACGACGAAGACGACGAAGAAGAACAAUUUGCGAUCCGGGUGGAUCAGUAUCUGGUGGUGUUUUUGAAGUUCAUUGCCAGUGUGACGCCGGGGAUUGAGCAUGAUUUCACGAUGGGGGUUUGAGUUUCGUUUGUGGUUUUUGUUUUUUCUUGGGUGUGUGUGUGUGUGUUGAGUUUACCUAGGUAGGUGUAGUCGGCAAAGGAGUUGGGUUGCGGUUUAGGCGUUUGUUUUUUCAUUUCAUGGUUACUUCGAGGCAUGACUUCACUUUAUUCAUCUACUAACUAACUAAACUACCAUUUGCGUCUUCUCUUAUCUUUUCUCUUGUUGAAUCCUCCGGUCGCUAAUGCUUGUCAUCUGCACUUUCUCGAAGGGAUUGUUUGUUUGUUUGCCCUCGGCGAGAUGUGACGGUCGUUCGUUGGCUCCCCUUCUCAAGCAAUAAGAAAUAUGUUACAGCCCGCCACCGGUUCAGCUUCCCCUCCCCUCUUUCUUCCAGCUUCACUUUUGUCACAAACUGCAAAACUUCUACUAGCGAGCGAAACGAGGCAUGAAGAUUGCGGCUGAGAUCUGAAAUCUGAAAUCUGAAUUGAAAUCUCC
Messenger RNA from Aspergillus aculeatinus CBS 121060, 1925 nucleotides. RefSeq names its product ATG3/ATG10 family protein. The coding region runs from base 327 to 1454 and encodes 375 amino acids. Gene Ontology annotation, molecular function: Atg8-family ligase activity. The record is from RefSeq and is a predicted model, not a curated record. Gene Ontology annotation, biological process: nucleophagy; autophagosome assembly; autophagy of mitochondrion. Gene Ontology annotation, cellular component: cytosol; cytoplasmic ubiquitin ligase complex. The transcript is spliced from 2 exons. Lineage: Eukaryota; Fungi; Ascomycota; Eurotiomycetes; Eurotiales; Aspergillaceae.